Brassica napus (rape) is the source of this 1173-nucleotide messenger RNA. RefSeq names its product transcription factor bHLH140. The transcript has a single exon. The coding region runs from base 510 to 1043 and encodes 177 amino acids. Lineage: Eukaryota; Viridiplantae; Streptophyta; Magnoliopsida; Brassicales; Brassicaceae. Gene Ontology annotation, molecular function: protein dimerization activity; DNA-binding transcription factor activity. The record is from RefSeq and is a predicted model, not a curated record. Gene Ontology annotation, biological process: regulation of DNA-templated transcription.
GACCUAGAUUAUAAACUAAAAUUUAUUUUUGGGUUUAAAAAGAUUAUAAACUAAAGCAACAUAAUUAUUUGUUUGGCAUAUAUGAUUAUUAGCUAAAGCAACAUAAUAAUAUUACAAAAGAACGUACAUGCAGUCUUAUUAUUAAAUCUAGCUUAAUUAGUGUGUCAUCGCUUAUAUACGGAUAUAAUCAAUUGCAUAUACAAUACAACGAAUAAUUUAGCAUGCUCUUUAAAGAACCUCAUCCCAACAAAAAUAUUAAUCUUUAAAAAGUUGUUUGCCAAAAAGAAAAUCAUUAGCUUAUAAUAAUAAAAAAUUACUACAAAACUUCUGCUAGCUACAUCUACAAUAUUAUACUAGGACCGGCGAUAAUUGCCAACGCGGGUCCACUAAACCAGUUAUUUUUCUUUUCCACUAAAACAGUUCGUUUGUGACUAUAUAUACGCAGAUACUACGUAACAAUACAAAGCACUGCAAUUGGUGACAAGAAAUUACAAAGCACGAAAAUCACAAUGGACCAGUCCACUCUUCAUAGCCUAAACCCAUAUUCAUCUUCCACCACUUCCUCAUCAUCUUCUUCUUUACACAACCGCAAGGGCAGAAUAAAGGGGAACAAAAAUCAGUCAAUGUCCACGUUAUCGACGGAUCCACAGAGCGUGGCUGCCCGUGAGAGACGCCACCGAAUCAGCGACCGUUUGAAGAUUCUACAGAGCAUGGUUCCUGGUGGUGCGAAAUUGGACACCGUCUCUAUGCUCGACGAAGCCAUUAGCUACGUCAAGUUCUUGAAAGCUCAGAUCUGGUUUCACCACAAUAUGCUUCUUUUCUUCAACGACUACGAAACUACGUCGCCUUGUACUUAUUCUCCCGUCGUCGUCAGUGAAUUUGAACCAAGACUCUUUGGUUGUGAUGACGAUUAUACCCCUGUACCGGAGACGUAUUCACAAGGGACGCCACUAUAUAUGGUUGCGGAACCGAAUAAUCCGAUGUGGUAUAGUUCGGUUGAUGAUGAGCAACAAGAAACCAUGCAUCGACGUGGUUUGUCUUAGUCAUCGCCCAUAUGCAAUGAUAUGUUACUUAUGUGUAGAAAAUAUAUUACAUAUCUUAGUUUAUUAUUGUCCCCAUGCAUCUCUAAAAACUUUUGUGUUUAAGGAUUAUGUGCAUCUAAAAAUUGAAUUA